Messenger RNA from Liolophura sinensis, 1256 nucleotides. RefSeq names its product NADP-dependent oxidoreductase domain-containing protein 1-like. Lineage: Eukaryota; Metazoa; Mollusca; Polyplacophora; Chitonida; Chitonidae. Gene Ontology annotation, biological process: L-proline biosynthetic process. The record is from RefSeq and is a predicted model, not a curated record. Gene Ontology annotation, molecular function: pyrroline-5-carboxylate reductase activity.
AUGGAUCUCGUACCGCAAGAGACACCAUCGCUAGAAGAUAGCAAUGACAUUACACACAGGCUACCAUCUUUACGGUUUGAAAGUGCUCUGACAUCCGAAGAGAAAGAACAUCUGAAACUACUACGAGCGCGGGCACACGCCAUCACCGUAUCACAAUGUGCUCAAGCUGCAUACUUCGUCAACAUGUGCAAUCAAGUCAGAAAAUCUGACGUUAUUAUAUUUAUUGUUCUAGACAAGCUAUUGCUGUCAGAAGAAGUGCUUUUCAAGCAAAAGCAUCCACAGCGAAUUCAAGAGGGUAUUCCCCGUUAUGAUGUGAAAAUUGGUAUCCUGGGCUGUGGCAGACUGGGCAGUCACUUGGCAGUGUCUCUGCUCUCUUAUGGGAUGGUAGAGGGCAGGAGAUUAGAAAUCUCAACACGCAGACCUGAAUUACUGGAGUAUCUUCAGAACAAAGGUGUGACGUGUUACUUCGACAAUAUUCGACUGGCUGCAAGAAGUGAUGUGCUAUUUUUGUGUGUGCUGCCUUCACAGCUCCAUCUAGUGGUAGAGGAACUAAAAGCAGCGCCUCUCAAACCUACAUGUCUGCUCUACACCUUCGUCCUCUCCGUCUCAUCACCCAAGCUCAAAUAUUUACUGAACUUCACAAACAUCAUUAAACCUGAGACAUGGGACAAUGAUUGCGCUGAGAGGGAAUGGGACUACACUUUACAUAUCAACACAGCACUGGAGAAACCCAGUGUGGUGGAGAAAACUAGCCCUCUCAGUCUGAACAAAGAGGGUUGUGUGGUUAGGACCAGUGAGAAAUUCUCAGAGAUGAUGCUGUUUGCUAUGGUCAACAUGCUGACAAUGUUAGGGGUACAGAAGACCGAGAUAUUGUAUGUUAUCAACUCAGAAGUGCUCGGGGAGACAGAGGAGAAGCCCCUGAAUUGUCCACUGGUGGAGGAAAAUUUUGUGAAAAUCCCCAAGGAAAGAAUACAUUUCUUUCCCAAGUUUGACUUGACACGACUGGUCCAAGGCCACACACCUGUCCUGCGUAAGCUGAGUAGUGACAUUGAACUACGACAGGCUUACCAGACCGUCUAUUGUCAGCUGUUCCAGAAGUACAUUCAGGCUCAGAAAUAUGCCCCAAUCCAGUCAGGUGUCGCAUGAGGGGACAGUCAUGAGCACGCACAGGCAUGGGGAAAGUGGCAUGAGCACACAGAGGCAUGAGAGUAUAGGCCUAUGAGGCACAAUCAUGAGCUGUUUGUAUUGACAGUAUU